AUACCAUCUCUCUUCUCUUCUGGCCACAAAACCACAACGGUCUUGUGAUCGGAAUCCAGCGGUAGCGAUUUCGAUCUAUCCAUCGUUGCUUGUUCACCUCUCCUAAUCKAAUUCAUGUCCACCUCCCCACCCGACGCGAAACGARCCAAACUCACCACCAUCAACAACAUGCCGAUUUCCCACAACGCCUAUUUUGAUUCCAAGGUCCAGUCCCUCGCCAGCGAACGGCACGGAAAGAAGUUCAGCGUUGGCAUCAUUUCCGCGGGAGAAUACCACUUCGGUACCGACGCCGCGGAGCGCAUGACCGUGAUCAGCGGCAUGCUCACGGUCAAACUCGACGGAACCGACGAAUGGAUCCACUACCCCGCCGGAACAAACUUCGAGGUCCCCUCYAAGAACGGCUUUGACGUCAAGGCCAGCGUUGACACCGCGUAUCAGUGCGAAUACCUAUGAGGAYGAGGUGCAAGUUGUGCUGCCGACAAGCGUGGCACGGCAYAAUACCGGAUGGAUCCGAACUUACUGCAAUAYUGGGGUGAAAUGGUGAAGCUACAUGUUUGUGUAUUCGCGGGAAUAAGGAACAAAGGAGGGC
This is a messenger RNA of Pseudo-nitzschia multistriata, 589 nucleotides long. The record is from the annotation of a GenBank genome assembly. NCBI's taxonomy places the organism in Eukaryota, Bacillariophyta, Bacillariophyceae, Bacillariales, Bacillariaceae.